Pipistrellus nathusii (Nathusius's pipistrelle) is the source of this 1395-nucleotide messenger RNA. The record is from the annotation of a GenBank genome assembly. Lineage: Eukaryota; Metazoa; Chordata; Mammalia; Chiroptera; Vespertilionidae.
AUGAAGCUGCCACUCCUGGUGCUCACUGUGCAUCUGCUGUGGCUGAGAGGUGGUCCCUGUGCACCUACGUGGAGGGACAAGACCGCUGUCCUUGGGCGCCUGAAGGGUUUUCCUGAGCCUGGCGAUACGGGUGCUGAUGAGGAGGUGAAGAAGGCUUUGAUUGGCAUGAAGCAGAUGAAAAUCGUGAUGGAAAGGAGAGAGGAGGAACAUACUAAUCUAAUGACAACCCUGAAGAAAUGCAGAGAAGAAAAACAGGAGGCCCGGAAACUUAUGAAUGAAGUUCAAGAACAUCUGGAAGAGGAAGAAAGGCUUUGUCAGGAGUCUUUGGCAGAUUCCUGGGACGAGUGCAAAUCUUGCUUGGAAAGUGACUGUGUGAGAUUUCAUACAACCUACCAGCCUAGAUGGUCCUCUGUGGGAAAUAUGGUUGGACUGCUUUUUAGGAAGAUGUAUCAAUUCCUGUUUCCUCUCCGCAAAGAUAAUGACAGAGAGCGCCCCGUCGGAGAGAAGGUGCCGGAGGAAGAUGCACAAGUGGCCCACAUUGAGCACAUGUUCAGCCAACUGGCCGUGGACGUGGGAUUUCUCUUUAACAGGAGUUUGAACGUCUUCAAACAGAGGGAGCGAGAAUUCGACCAGGCCUUUCAGUCGUAUUUCACGUCAGAUACAGACGCAAUGGAGCCUUCCCUCUUCCCAGCGUCAGUCAGAGAGCCAGCCAAGGAGGCCGGCGGCGUGCAGAGCUGGGACAUCCUCGGCCUCUUCCACCUGCUCUGCGAGUUCGGUCUCUCCGUUUACCGGAGAAUCAGCACCACCCUCACCGAGACCCUGACGGCCAUGGGGGACUUGCCAAAACACGAAGACACUGACCCUGGAGGCCCGAGCUCACAGACAGAGCCUGUGCGGGACAGAGGAGUGUGUGGAGAACUUGGCCAGAAUUUGUCAGACUGUUCCCAAUGUCAUACAGGAUGCCAACAGUGCCAGGAUUAUCUAUGGGAAGACUGUCCCGAUGUCCCUGAACUACACACAAAAGUAGAUGACGCCCUUAAAUUGGUCAACAUAUCCGAUCAGCAGUACGUCCAGAUUCUCCAGGUGACGCAACAUCAUCUGGAGGACACGGCGUAUCUGAUGGAGAAGAUGAGAGAGGAAUUUGGCUGGGUGACUGAACUGGCAAACCAGACUCCAGGAACUGAGAACACCUUCAAUUCCAGAAAGGGAGUUCCAGGUGUUCGCCAAGGAAACCUUCCCAAACAAGAGGAAACGAUGACAGACGUGAGCAUUCUGCCUUCCCCCAAUUUCACACUCAAGAUCCCUCUUGACGAAACUUCUGAGGGUUCUAACUUUGUUAGCGACAUGCUGGAGAAAGCUGUUCAGCAUCUUAAGGAACAUUUUAGAACUUGGUAG